Molecule: messenger RNA, 1101 nt
Organism: Aspergillus neoniger CBS 115656
Lineage: Eukaryota; Fungi; Ascomycota; Eurotiomycetes; Eurotiales; Aspergillaceae
Product: putative histone h1.3.
Exons: 3
Coding region: 174-821 (215 amino acids)
Source: RefSeq, a predicted model, not a curated record
GGUGGCAACACAGUUCUUUCCUUGCCAAGGACUUUACCUGUUCAUCAUCUACACGCAGCCAACUCUCACCUCUGAUCUCACUAUUUCCCUUACUUCUUCUUUACCAUUCCUAACUUCACCCUAAGUCGCUCCUACCAUCACAUUCAAAUCUCCACUACUUCCCGCACAUCAUCAUGUCUGCACUAAAGCCCAACCAACCCGAAACCCUUCUGGGGCUGAGUAUGGCCGAAGCGCGGAUGAUCAUUCUUGGUGUGCUGAGUUCCGAUAAAUCUGGCAAAGUUGACUUUGAUAAGAUGGCCGUCAAGGGAGGCUACAAGAACGCUCAAUCUGCCAGUACUCUCUAUCACAAGGCCAAGCGUAGGCUUUUCGAUAUCCAUAAUAACCCGGCCGAUCAAGAAGCCGGUACCUCUAUCAGUCCUGCAAAGGAAUCCGCUUCCACCACCGCUACUCCCAAGAAAACGCCCGCAAAGCCUGGCAAAGACAAGGCUGUCGCCGAUGAUGACAACACUGGUGCUAUCGACACUACUCCGACUCCUUCCAAGGGGAAGCGACAGAAGACGGCAGCGACCCCGAAGACCCCGAAGACCCCUCGCUCUGUGCCGAAGGCUGUGAAGACAGAGGUUCCAAAAUCUGGAGGCGCCACUACUCCCACUCCGGCCGAAGGCAAAGUCGCCGUGAAGAAGGAAGAACACGACACGGAGCUCGAAAACAGUACCGUCAAGGAGGAGUUGAAGUCUUCUGAUGACGAGGAACUUAUGAGUACCAGCCAGAUGAGUGCAGAGUUCUCUGGCAUGGGACAGCGCCCAGAUACUCCCAAGUAAAUGUGUCUGACUUGAAGAGUUGGAAAAAAUGCACAGCAGUCUCUUAUGGGAAAAUCGUGACAUGGAUGGAAUGAAAGGAAUGAAUAAGCGGUUUUCCUUGGUAUGAUAUGGUUAUGGGGAUGGGCUGUCUAUUCUUCGGUGGCCACGGCGAUAUUGCAGUUGAACUGCGUUCUACAUCAGUGGUGUCAGAUCCGGAUUCAAUGAGAUCUUCAAGGAAUUUGGAAAAUGGAACACGUAUCAGAGGAAAUCCCAUAUAGGUUAAGUAGCGAACUUCAGGACC